This is a messenger RNA of Amoebophrya sp. A25, 4176 nucleotides long. NCBI's taxonomy places the organism in Eukaryota, Dinophyceae, Syndiniales, Amoebophryaceae. The record is from the annotation of a GenBank genome assembly.
GGAGAGCGUUCACAAAAACAAGAUUAAGUGACUGAUUGCUUGAUGCUAUUUUGAACUUUAGUCUAGAUCGCAUCUGUUGUUUAAGGGCGACCUGAUUGGUAUAGACCAAUAGCAGACGAGAGAAGUAUUUUUUAACAGAGACCAUUGCUGUUUGUAUUGCAGUGUUUACUCUUGUACUUUUUAAAAAAAGAUCAAUCAUCACUAGAAGAUUCACUUCAAUCUUGUAGCUCGAAAUCAUGGACGAAGAAUACGACGUCAUUGUUUGCGGCACAGGCCUGAAGGAAUGCAUCCUGAGUGGGCUUUUGUCUGUGUCUGGAAAGAAGGUCCUUCAUCUCGAUAGAAACAACUACUAUGGCGGAGACUGUGCCUCGCUCAAUAUCACGAACCUAUGGGCAAAGUUCAAACCCGGAGAAACAGCGCCAAAGGAACUUGGUAGGCAACGAUGAUAUUAGAUGGGCAAGUAGCGAUCAUUAUGUUGAUGUUAUUUUAUUGACGAGGGACAGCAUUAUCAUAACGAUGAUUUUGUACAAUCAUUUGAGACGCACCAAUGAGGAUGAUCAUAACGUGAUUCUCAAUGGUUGGAUGGCAUGCAUUCGUAGAUGAAAGACACUAUCUGAAACUGACAUCCCAGACAGUUUUGAGCUUGUUCGUUGUGAGAUAGGUAAGUACUUCUACUUACGUUGCGAAAUAAACACCCUAUCCCCUGCUUAGGCCCGAACCGAGACUGGAAUGUCGACUUGGUGCCGAAAUUCGUUAUGGCGAACGGCCUGCUUGUGAAGAUGCUCCUGCACACAGGUGUCACAAGAUACCUCGAGUGGAAAAGCGUAGAUGGUACCUCUAUAGUCUACGAUUUAUUCUUUUUCAAUCCUGAUCAUGUAAGAUUUUUCUUUUUCAAUUCUGAUAAUGUAUUCUAUCAACCUGGUUGAUAAGUGAACAGUUGGCUUAAUGGUUUAGGCGUUGGCCUGUUCCCUACUUAUCACUGGCACUUCAUGAAAAACCAACAUGAAUUUAUUUCCACUAACUUCGGCUAACUACUAGCACUUUUUCACUCAUCUACUUCGUAACAUGCAAUUAUUCUCUGACCACCAGGCAGCUACGUGUAUCAGUACCAGGAAGGUGGCUUCUUUAGUUCCGAGAAAUUCAUUCACAAAGUGCCGGCAAACGACAAGGAAGCACUGAGCUCGAACUUGAUGUCACUACUGGAGAAGAAUCGAUUCAAAAACUUCUUCCAGUUCAUUAUGGGUAUUAACAUUCAAGAAGGAUACAGGUCAAACUGUGGACGGCGAGCCAACUCCUCUCCUAUCCUAAAUCUUGGUCAGAUUGCCGAAUGGAUUCACGUCAUCAAUAUUUGAGGUUGAGUUUUGUAGUUUCCAAGUAGAUUUAUGAAUAGUGUCUCGCACUUUGCGGAGGACGAGUAGACGAGACAUGAAAAAGUAUUGAGGUCUUACUACGUAAGUAUGUUGAACUUGAUGAAUGCUACUCUGGUUUUGCUGCAAGAACGAUUUCGUCUGACAAUGAACCACAAUCCGAACCUCUCCACCACCUUCAGCCUGGGACGACAAUGAUCCGAAGACGUGGCAGGGUUGUGACGGCACCCGACACUCAAUGGCACAAGUCUACGAGAAGUUUGGGCUGCAACCGCUCACUAUAGAUUUCCUGGGGCAUGCUGUAUCUCUCUAUGUCGACGACAAUUAUCUCCGGUGUGCUUGCGGCCCAACGAUAAGGAAAAUGAAACUGUAUAUAUAUUGCAGGCUCUGCAGUUGUAGCCUCUUAUGUCCGCCUAUAGGUGGAUUCUCCCCAACCUAACCUCAGUUUUGUACUGCACCUUGUUAAAAAGAAGUGGUGGUGAAAUGAUAGCAAGCACCUUAAAGAAGAACAAGAAGAUACAGCAUAAGUUGAUGUCCGAUAAUACCUCAAAUGUUUAGGUACAUGGAGAGUAUCGCGAGGUAUGGAAAUUCGCCAUUUAUCUAUCCCAUAUACGGUCUUGGCGGACUGCCAGAGGGGUUCUCGCGCUUGUCCGCGAUACACGGUGGCACCUACAUGCUAAACAAACCAGUGGACGGCUUUGAAUAUGACGAGAACGGUAUCUUUGUGUGGGAUUGUCCCAUACCAACCUCGCCUAAACAAUAAUUUUUACUCCAAAAUAGAUACUUCCAUGAGUGCUUCAAAAAAACAUCUGAAGUACCUAUCAUUUAGUAGAGACUUGAUGUAGUCAACCUCGCCUGAAAAGCUUCUACUCCGAAUCAUCGAGUAGAAUCUCCCGAUCUCCCACCCAACCAGGUAAAGUAUGCGGUGUUCGAAGUGGGAACGAAGUAGCAAAAACCAAAUUGGUUAUAUGUGAUCCGUCCUAUGUGCCAGAAAAAAAGAGGAGACCAACAGGCCAAGUGAUUCGGGCAAUAUGCAUCUUGGGUGCGCCAAUACCGAACACCGGAGACGUCAGUUCGGUACGGAUAUGUUUUUUUUUGGAAUUUUUAGGAUUAGGUAUUCCUUAGUGUUUCUUUAUUGUUACCUUAAGUCGAGCUUGCUAUUAUUUGGAAAUAGGAUUUAUUAUACCAACAUUUAUGAUUUAUGUUUCAAAACUGAACAACAACAAAGAAGAAGAUGCUCACCGAACAUCACUUCGUUACAGGUCCAGAUAAUUUUGACUGCGUCCCAAAUGAAGAGAAAAACGGACAUUUAUGUCAUGAUGGUAUCAAAUGCGCAUAUGGUAGCAGCGAAAGGGAAAUACAUCGCAAUAGUGAGCACAACAGUGGAAACAAACCGGCCACAGGAAGAAAUUAAGCCGGCACUGAAAUUGUUGGGUCCGAUCGAGCAUAUUAUGUGCACGGUAUUAUUGAUAGGAUUUUAUACAACGGUUUUCAUGCAAGAGCAGAUGGAUUUCAAGAAGUACAGUUUCAAGAAGUAGAGUUCCCAUCAUCUCAUAUUCGAGUUUUGUUCACACUAACGUCUUUGCAACGCUUCAUUUUCUCCGCAUUGAAAACCCCUUUUUUUCCUACACUUCACAUUAGUCACCACACGCUCUCCCUAACCCUCCCCAACCCUCCCUAAUCAACCCACAGUCAAAAGUUUCCCUGAUCCUCCCUAAUCAACCCACAGUCAAAAGUUUCCCUGAUCCUCCCCAACCCGUCCCUAACCCGUUUCUCUACACCAUGAAAGGUUUCCACGCUCUAUGCCCCUUCCGACAAUGGAGAGGACAACGUGUAUGUCACGAGCAGCUACGACGCAACGAGUCACUUCGAGAGUGCGAGUGUAGAUGUAAUGGCAAUGUGGAAAAAGAUUUUUGGGGAAGAGCUGGAGCUCACGGUCCAUAAGGAUGCGGAAGCGGAGUGAACAGACGAACAUCUUCUAGAGUAGAAGUUCUAGUAAAUCACUUAAUACUAGCACUAUUGCGUUUAGUAGUGCCUGUAGUAAUGCCCGGCGGAUGCUUACACCGGAUUGAUAUUACAUGGUUCGAGAAGAUAAUUGUUCCUGCUCUAGAUCAACCUCGAUGCCUGUUCAUGUAUUGCGGUUGCAAUGAUCUUCAAAGGUGGAGCAAAGUGAUGGCCUCAUCCGUGAGUCGUUACAACAUCAUUCACAGACGCGGUCUGUCCAGGCGAGGACGGAUGGUGAUAUUAUGCCUCCACAGGAUGUCUCCGUUAACAUCUCGAAGAUACAAUUCUGAGAAGAUACAUCUUCAAGAUACAUUUAUAGAAUUCUGAUCAAACACAUGGUCUUACGAUCGUGACCCCAAUAGGUAAAUUUAAUCUAAGAAAACAAAAGUAGUAGAAAUGAUAGGUAGGAAUGAGUCAACAUCUACUGUUGUAGCGACGCGAAGUGGACGAAGUAAGUAAGAGAAAACUGCUCAUCCGCCGAUGACCGACCGCACAUUACAGCUGUGCUGCUAUGAGGUCCCUCUCCACUCAGGCAAACGCAGCACCUUCCCCACCUUUUUUCCAUGAACACAUGAAGAUGAUGUCCAAGAUGGUGAUCAUGUGUGCAUACGCUGCUCUUGGAGCCCCGCACGCCGACACCCUUUUCCCAUCGCACCCCAAAGCUACAAAGAUCGCACCCCGCAGCAAAGACUUUUGCUGUCUUCGUUCGAUUGUUGAUGAUGUAGAGGAAAUUUUUUUAGUCAUCAGCAUUGGCAUCCAUACUGGGAUGAAGUGAAAGCCACUGGUUUUGAGUGGCGGCAUCAGG